This is a messenger RNA of Fulmarus glacialis (Northern fulmar), 3625 nucleotides long. It is a transcript of the gene SHPRH, whose product is annotated as SNF2 histone linker PHD RING helicase, E3 ubiquitin protein ligase. Gene Ontology annotation, cellular component: nucleosome; nucleus. NCBI's taxonomy places the organism in Eukaryota, Metazoa, Chordata, Aves, Procellariiformes, Procellariidae. The record is from RefSeq and is a predicted model, not a curated record. Gene Ontology annotation, biological process: nucleosome assembly; DNA damage response; protein polyubiquitination. The transcript has 17 exons. Gene Ontology annotation, molecular function: ubiquitin protein ligase activity; ATP-dependent chromatin remodeler activity; DNA binding.
CAGAGACUGAAAAUACUGUUGAGAAGACGACAAAAUGAGUAGUCGUCGAAAACGUGCGCCUCCAUCAAAAAUAGAUGAGGAGAAGAAGAAAAAGCUCUGCUGGAAUAUGCAUGAAGACCGGAGAAAUGAGGUGAUAACAUUAGAUGAUGAAAUGACUAAUGAGGACCACGUUUCAGGUCCAAGCACUUCUUCUGCAUCCUUCAUUGUUAUAAAUGAUGAUAGCACUGAUGAAGAUCUCAUUCAAAAAGAAGCCGGUGCCUCAAAAUCUGUUAAGUUUUUGACAGUUAACGAUGAAGAAGACUCUUAUUCCAUUCUGACUCCUGUGUCAGUACAGCUAAAUAUUAUAGUCUUGCCAUACCGUGAGGAUGGGUCCUGGAAAGCUUUGUUGGGAGAAUUUGCUCUUCAUCUUCCUUCUGAGCAAAUUCUAACUGAUGAAUUCCAUGAAAGGAGCUUUACUUUGAUGAGAGGAGACUCUGAUGAUCAGCUGCAGGUCUGUGUUCAUGAAAAAAGUGAAGAAGAGUACAGUAAUGAGACAAAAGAAUACCUGGGUGCUUAUGAACAGCGUAUUUUGGUGGAACCAACUUUAGGUGGUGAAAUAUUGGAAGGCUUGAGAUGGUUGCAAAAGAAAAAGAUAAUUGGACUUUAUCAAAGACCUGGAGAGGCUGAAGCUUUAAAGGUUGGAAUUUACCUUCUGGAAGCUGGGCUAAGUAAACCAGAGUUUCUCAGUGAUGGAGGUGGAAGACCCAAAAAAGCUAAUCAGCUGAUUCAAAAACUCAUGGAAAAGUUCUAUAGUUUUUUAAUUCCAGAUGAGCUGGAGGAAGAUGAGGAAGAAUCUGACAUGGAACUAGAGCGACAAAAUAUUGAAGAGCUUUAUGACUUCGUAAGGCACACCCAUCAGCAGGAUAUCCAGUUACUGAGAGAGGAUGUGCAGCACCCUGCAUUAAUUCCUAUUCUGAGGCCAUAUCAAAGUGAGGCUGUGAACUGGAUGCUUCACCGAGAGAACCUCACAAGCUCUCCAGCCAGUGAAGAUGCACUGCACUUCUUGUGGCGGGAGGUCAUCACUCUGGAUGGAGUAAAAAUCUACUAUAAUCCAUUUACUGGCUGUAUUAUCCGUAGGAAUCCGAUUGCUGGACCCCAGUGGCCUGGAGGUAUUUUGGCAGAUGAGAUGGGUCUUGGAAAAACAGUAGAAGUGUUGGCUCUUAUUCUGACUCAUACCCGACCAGACAUUAGACAAGAUGAUCUGACAUUACCUGAGGGUAAGCUCGUGAACUUCUUUGUUCCACCUCAACCUUUAGAAGGAAAUAAAAAGAAAAAACCAAAGGAAAUGGAGCUUAAAUUGAAGGAAAAAAUACAAUAUCCCAGCUUACGAGUGAUGAUAUUAGCAGCUGUAAAGGAAAUGAAUGUGAAGAAAGGAGCAUCCAUUAUUGCAAUAUUUAAGUACAUCAGUGCUAUAUAUAGGUAUGACAUACAGAGAAAUAGACGUCUUCUUAAAAGAACUCUAGAAAAACUAAUCACAGAACAAGUAGUAGAGCAAGUCAAAGGACAUGGUCUGGCUGGGUCUUUCAAGCUAGGAAAGAAUUACAAGGAACGGAAGAGGCGAGAAAGAACCAAAGAGCAGAUAGCAAAGACUUCAGAAAGCGUUCAGAAGAAGCAGUUGAUUGAUGCUAAAACUCAAACCAAAGAAUCAAGAAAUAGUGAUGUCACUUCUGAAAAUGUCCUUAAAAUCCCUUUACGGGUGGAUAUCACCAUGGAAGAACAUGAUUAUUGUACAACUAGCAAAAAUAACAGGAUAUCUGAAGCAGAUCGUGAGAACUCUGUAAAAGAGGAUAAUGUUCAGUAGGAAGCUGUGGUCCCAAAGCCUCCUGAUUUGCAUGGCAACCUCCUUGUCUCCAGUGAUGUGAGCAGUCAUCCCAAUUUUGGUGUUUCUAAAACUGCAGCUCAUGUCCAGCAGAAAAUCCCAAAGGACGAGUCCUCACAUUCCCAAGAACAUGCUGGCAGUAGCGUACAACACACCAGUUCUGUAUUUCCAUUUAAUACCUCUGAAUAUCGGUUUGAAUGCAUCUGUGGUGAGCUUGGAUUGGCUGACUAUAAAGCUCGUGUGCAGUGCCUGAAAUGUUACUUAUGGCAGCAUGCAGAAUGUGUAAACUACAAAGAGGAAAACCUGAAGAUCAAGCCCUUCUACUGUCCUCAUUGCCUCGUGGCAAUGAAACCCGUUUCCACAGGAGCAACUCUGAUAAUUUCUCCGAGUUCUAUUUGUCAUCAGUGGGUAGAUGAGAUCAACAGGCAUGUAAGAUCAUCUUCUCUUCGAGUUCUGGUGUACCAAGGUGUGAAGAAGCAUGGCUUUUUGCAGCCACACAUGUUGGCAGAGCAGGAGGUGGUUAUCACCACAUACGAUGUCCUCCGCACUGAACUGAACUACGUAGAUAUACCCCACAGUAACAGCAAAGAUGGGCGCCGCUUCAGGAACCAGAAGCGGUACAUGGCCAUCCCAAGCCCCUUAGUAGCAGUGGAGUGGUGGAGGAUCUGCCUUGAUGAAGCACAAAUGGUUGAAUGCACUACUGCAAAGGCUGCUGAAAUGGCACUCCGUUUAAGUGGAAUCAAUCGCUGGUGUGUCAGUGGCACUCCUGUACAGCGAGGGUUAGAAGAUCUGUAUGGAUUAGUCCUUUUUCUUGGAGUUGAUCCUUACUGGGUCAAACAUUGGUGGGACCAACUUUUAUAUCGACCUUAUUGUAGGAAAAAUCCUCGGCCUCUCUACAGUCUAAUUGCCAAGAUAAUGUGGAGAUCAGCAAAGAAGGAUGUGAUUGACCAAAUUCAGAUCCCCCCUCAGACAGAAAAUGUACACUGGCUUCACUUUUCUCCUGUGGAGAGACACUUCUAUCAUCGCCAGCACGAGGUGUGCUGCCAGGAUGCAUUGGCAAAACUCAGGAAGAUUUCAGACUGGACUCUUAAGCUUAGCAGCCUCGAUAGAAGGACUGUGACUUCUAUUCUGUACCCUUUGCUGCGGCUGAGGCAGGCCUGCUGUCAUCCACAAGCUGUUCGGGGAGAGUUCUUGCCGUUACAGAAAAGCACCAUGACCAUGGAGGAACUGCUAACAUCUCUGCAGAAGAAAUGUCGAACAGAGUGUGAGGAAGCUCACCGACAGUUGGUGUGUGCUCUUAAUGGCUUAGCUGGUAUCCAUAUCAUUAAAGGAGAAUAUGCAUUGGCUGCAGAGCUGUACCGAGAAGUGUUACGAUCAUCUGAAGAGCACAAAGAAAAGCUCAAAACAGAUUCUUUGCAAAGACUUCAUUCUACACACAAUUUGAUGGAAUUGUUGUUGGCAAAGCACCCAGGAAUUCCCCCAACUUUGCGUGAUAGCCGACUUGCAGAAGAGGCAGAACAACUUCGACAGCAUUAUAUGAGUAAAUCCAAUGCAGAAGUUGCCGAAGCCCAUCAGGCCUUACAGCCAGUUAUUCAGACCAUUCGGGAGCUCCAGAGAAAGAUACAUUCAGGUUCUCCGUGGUGGUUGGAUGUCAUCCAGACAGCAAUACAGUAUGCCAUUGAUGAGGAGCUUGUUCAACGUGUGCAAAAUGAAAUAGCCAGCAACUACAAACAGCAGAUUAAUAAACUCUCCAUGGCAGAGAAGUAA